Molecule: messenger RNA, 702 nt
Organism: Guyanagaster necrorhizus
Lineage: Eukaryota; Fungi; Basidiomycota; Agaricomycetes; Agaricales; Physalacriaceae
Exons: 7
Coding region: 1-702 (233 amino acids)
Source: RefSeq, a predicted model, not a curated record
AUGCCAGUUGCCUUAAUUGCCUUGAUGCCAUUCUCUACAAGGAAUGAAAAUCCUACAAGUCAUCAGUAUCAAUUUGAGAAAAGGAGGAUCCUCAUAACCCUCAACUUUCAUUGGCAUAGAAGUCCUCCAGCAGUUCAUGUGAUGCAGAAAUGCUUAUUGAUAAAGGAGAGGCUGGACAGAAGGGUGAAUAGAAGUGAUGGUAAUGUCAGAGAGCAGAUAUGGUUCUAUAACUUGGGCAUUGAAGAUUGUUUAGAUGUGUAUACAGGUCCUAAAAACACCUCUUUGAAGAAGAUGAUCAAAAUUUCCACUGUCAGUUCAGAGCCCAGCAAAUUGGAGAUCCUUCAACUUGUUCUCUCAAGUGGCAAGCUAGAAAGAAUGUCAUAUUACCCUUUGUGCAGCCAUCACAACACCACUGUUGUAUCAGCUACACUAGAGAUAGACAGUCCUUUAUCUCAGUUAUCAGAUUCUAGCACUGUGAGUGCUCAGGAUGCUACCUCUGUUCUGGCUGUAAACCAUGUUCCAGUGUCUGGUUUUACAGUGCUGAGAAACCUUCCUCUUGCCUGUGCACAAGCAGAGGAAGAGGAUUUAAAUCACUCAGAGAAAUUGGAGAAUAUAAUGAUUAUGAUUAUGAAUCAUCUAUAUUUUCUACCUUCGAAAAAGCAUUCCAUAGUACAGAUGCAGAAGAAUACAAUAGAAUGGUAA